AUGGCGGCCGGUAGAGAAAGAGCAAUCAAAGAACGAAGUUUAGUUUGUCUUUUAUCAGCUUUACAAGGACACAAAACAACGAUAGAGCUACGAAACGAAGACUACGUUGAAGGAACAGUUAGCCAUGUUGAUGGGUUUAUGAACGUUACGCUCUCRGACGCCAAAUUCUUUAAAAACAAAUCGGAUCAAGCAGAGUUUUUUCCCAAGAUGUUUGUUUUAGGAGAAAAAAUACGAUAUGUUCACAUCCCUGAUGAGAUCGAUAUGAGGCAGGCUAUAGAAAAUGAACUUACAAGCCUUGGAGAAUCGAGAAAAGUCAAGAGUGAGCGUAGAAAACUGAGAGGAAGGAAAACAAAAGUAUAA
Molecule: messenger RNA, 360 nt
Organism: Actinia tenebrosa (Australian red waratah sea anemone)
Lineage: Eukaryota; Metazoa; Cnidaria; Anthozoa; Actiniaria; Actiniidae
Product: U7 snRNA-associated Sm-like protein LSm10
Source: RefSeq, a predicted model, not a curated record